UUGAGGCAGGAGCAUGAGCCAGUUCAGUUUCAGUGAGCAUGCGCCCUGCAGGACCUUUGCCCGACCACGUGGGUUGAGAGGUAGCAGCAACAGCAUUCACAUGCUGUUUGUCCUGGUGCGCUGCUGCCGUCUGUUUUGCCCACCAAAGGCCACCACAGCCGACCAAUCUCCACUGCCAGCAGGCUGCAUUCUGACUGCUGCACACACACGCAUUCUCCAGACCAAUCCAAUCCAAACUGCCGCCAUGACAAAUCUCCUGCCUUUGUUCUUGUGCCUCCUUUCACUACUGGGAUUCAGCUCUUGUACUGAAAAUGACACAGUGGUGGUCACCAGCAGCGGUCCUGUUCGUGGAAAACACCUCCCAGCAGGCUCUGGCACUGUCACAGCCUUUGUAGGCAUCCCCUAUGCAGAGCCACCUUUGGGGAAAUUACGCUUCCAGAAGCCGAUUCCUCAUAAGCCAUGGAACCAUACCUUGGAAGCCACCAAUUUUGGCAAUUCCUGCCCCCAGAUAGUUCUUCCUGUCUCUCCUGAUUCUGACAUAUGGAACGCCAACACACCCCGCUCAGAGGACUGUCUUUUCCUCAAUGUCUGGGUGCCACAUCCCCGUCCCACCACACCAGCUGCUGUCCUUGUUUGGAUAUAUGGAGGGGGGUUCCUCAUGGGCACAGCCUCCCUAGUUGUGUAUGAUGGUGCAUUUUUAGCUGCCACUGAGAAGGUCAUUGUGGUCUCUAUGAAUUAUCGCCUGGGAGCUCUAGGCUUCCUUUCAUUGCCCCCAGCUGCCCCAGGAAACAUGGGCCUGUUGGACCAACAGUUGGCUUUGAGGUGGGUGAGGGAGAAUGCAGCUGCCUUCGGAGGAGAUCACACACGAGUGACCAUUUUUGGCGAGAGUGCCGGAGGAGGAUCCGUCAGCUUCCACCUCCUUUCACCAGGGAGCCAGCCUCUUUUUGACCGUGCUGUGCUGCAGAGUGGAACUGCCAAUGCACCCUGGGCUUGGGUGAACCCAGAGGAGGCCAAGAGGAGGGCCCGGACUCUAGCUCAGCUGAUGGGCUGUGCUGAACAUGAGGACAGUGCCAUAGUGAGUUGCCUGCAGGGAAAGGAAACAGAAGAGUUUGUAAAUCAUCAGUUCUCUGUUGUGGAUCCCAAGACAAUUCUGAGUCUGCCCUUUGUACCAACCACAGAUGGAGACUUUCUCUUGGAUGAACCACAGAAGCUUCUGGAAUCUGGACAUUUUCAAAGGAAACCUAUCAUGAUUGGUGCCACCUCUGAUGAGGGAUCACUCUUUGUCAUAUAUGCAGGUCCUUACUUGAAUACAUCCAAUGAUAGCCUUUUGACCUGGGAGCAGCUGUUGGAAGGGAUAAAGCUGACUGUGCGCAAUGCAACAGAUGACUUCAUCAAAACCAUAGCCCUGAGGUACAGCCAAGUGGAACCUGAGGGCCCAGCACGGAACCGUUCGGCCAUGUCCCAAGUCUGUGGGGAUUACUUUUUCAUGUGCCCCUUGACUGAGGUUGCCACAGUAAUGACAGAGGCCAGGAGCCCUGUGUACGUUUAUACUUUCACCCAUCGCAGUGCUGGUGCAGUUUGGCCUGAAUGGAUGGGGGCAACACAUGGAAGUGAGAUCCCAUACGUUUUUGGGACUUUGACCUUAAUAAAGGGAACCAAGGAAAAUCACACAGAGGCGGAGUUGGCACUGAUCCCCCGGGUGAUGCGGUAUUGGGCAGAAUUUUCCAGAAGUGGAGAUCCCACUGCUUCUGCUGAGAGCAAAACAAAAUGGCCCCUCUACAAUACCACAGAACUGAACUUCUUUCGUAUCAGCACAGAGCCACCCCAAGUGAAGAAGCCAUCACCUGCUCGAAUGUGCAGUCUCUGGAAGACGCUUUUGUCAGAGGAAUCAAAGCCAAAGAAAACAGAGAAGGAAGAAUUGUGAGAGGUGUUAAUCUGAGACACCAGUGGAGACAUUCCCAAACAUCUUGGAAAUCUGGAAAGAGAAGCAGAAGGAGAAUCCUCAGCACAGAAUUGCGAAGAGUCAUUUCUCAGACAGAAUCUUCCGCAGACCAAUAGAUCUGCCUGAAGACCACAGUUAUUUCUGCAUUGGCCCUUAACCUCUCUAGCUUAAAACCAAGAAUAUGGCAUCCAUGGAUAGUGCUGGACUGAAAGAUGUUCUCAGCUUCCUGUAAUUGCCCCUGUGUUACUGUGUUAUGAUCUCCUUGUACACCUAUAACAGGCCUGCUCAAAUGCUCUGCAGUUGUUUUUGGACUACAGCUCCCAUAACCCCCAGUCUCAGUGGCCAAUGGCUAGGGAUUAUGGGAAUUGUAGGCCAACAUCUGAAGGAGGGCCGAGGUUGAGCAGGUCUGACCUAUAACCAUAUAGACUACCUCUUUGGAGGGAGGGGUAGCAAUGAAAUACAGAAUUUUAAAGUCUUAGCAGCUUGGUCUGCAUUACACUUGGUGUCUGCUCUGCUAUCGUUUCUUCCUCUGCCUUGCCUUGGAUCUUGGAGAAGCUUCACAGAAUAGGAAAGAAGCAAAUGGCCAUUUUCUCUAAUUCCCUGCCCAAAGGGGAGGCAUCCAUUCAUCAGUCACCCAGGGACGGCGCUUCCAACAGGCAAGGUGAGACUGUUACCUCAGAUGGUGGGUGUAGAAGGGCAGCAAGAACUAACCCACCUUCCUUCAUUCCACCUCUCCCUGCAACUGCCACUUCUCCUCAGAUGCUCAAGAUACUUGGGCAGCCCUUACCGCACACACCGCCACUGAUCAACCACUAGGACCCAGACACCUGGGUGGGCCUUAAUCCAUGCAUUCAUCUCCUGCUCCAUCUCAGCUAUGCCACUUACAGCUAUUAAAAUGUAUGAGAAACUAUUACAAAUAAAA
Messenger RNA from Hemicordylus capensis (graceful crag lizard), 2864 nucleotides. Its product is annotated as cholinesterase-like. The coding region runs from base 14 to 1924 and encodes 636 amino acids. Gene Ontology annotation, molecular function: acetylcholinesterase activity. Gene Ontology annotation, biological process: choline metabolic process; acetylcholine catabolic process. The transcript has 5 exons. Gene Ontology annotation, cellular component: plasma membrane. The record is from RefSeq and is a predicted model, not a curated record. NCBI's taxonomy places the organism in Eukaryota, Metazoa, Chordata, Lepidosauria, Squamata, Cordylidae.